UAAUAUUAUACCGAUCGUUGCAUUUCUAUUUGUGCGUAAUAUAUCUGUUGUGAUAGAGGCAUGUGGCUGAUGGAGUACGAUAGUUUUGCUGAACUUUGUCGGGGAUAUUUACCAUAUUAUUUAUUAAUAUUUUUGCCAAUCUUCAUCAUCAUUUCGCCGGUUAAUCCUGUGACUGCCUCCCACGAGUUUCCCGUGUAUCGUAUGCAUCAGUAUGACUUGCAUGGGGUUCCGCAUGGUUGUCGGAAUGCACCCAUUUCCCUAGAAGCAAGGUCAUUGACCGGAUGGAGUACUUCUAGGCACUGUGUUGUUGCAAAAGCUCUAGAUAUCACACCAUCUUUCUUUCAGUCUAUUAAAAAUAAGGCUGGUGCAUUGGUAAUUGUCUUACCUGAACGGAUGAAUGAGCUAACAAUGGAGCAGAAGCAGCGCAUUAUGAAUUUGGAAGAGUCUAUGAUGUAUGGUUCUGAAACAAUGAUACCAGUAUACUUUGUAUUAUGGCAUUCAGACCUUCAAACAAUCUUAGAUGAUAUUGCGGAAGGCUUUAUUACUGAUGAGAAAGCUGGUUCGGCAGCGGAAGCCAUGUAUAAUUCAAUUUCCGCUAGUGGUUACCAAGUAGUAGUAGCCUCUGGACAAGCUCUUCCUAAAACAGAUAUUAAAGUCGCCACUUUGCAUGGUAAAUUAACUGGUACUGGCGCUGAAGAAAAGUUACCUACAAUAGCGAUAGUGACACAUUAUGACAGUGCUGGUAUAGCACCUGAAUUAUCUUUUGGUGCAGACAGUAAUGCUUCUGGUGUAUCCAUGCUCCUAGAAAUAGCACGGUUGUUUUCUACCUUAUAUUCUAAUGGUCGAUCAAGACCACAAUACAAUCUUGUUUUUAUUAUAACUGGAGCUGGUAAAUUAAAUUACCAGGGUAGUAAGAAAUGGUUAGAGGAUCAAUUGGAUGGUUUAGAGGGAUCUAUUAUACAGGAUGCAGCUUACGUAAUAUGCCUCGACACAGUUUCCGCGAGUGAUAAUUUAUACGUACAUGUAUCGAAACCGCCUAAAGAAAAUUCGUCUGGUGGUUUAUUUUACAAAGAACUCAAAGCUGUGUCACAAUCGUUGUACGCUGUCAACGUUGAAGGUGUACAUAAGAAAAUAAAUCUUGCGGAAGAAAUAUUAGCUUGGGAACAUGAGAGAUACAGCAUUCGAAGAUUGCCAGCUGCGACUUUAUCUACAUUAAGGAGUCACGAAGAUCCAUCCAGAACUACUAUAUUAGAUGUCACUAGAGAAGGACAAAUAGAUAAGUUGUACAAACAUACUCAAGUUGUCUCCGAAGCAUUAGCGCGUCAUAUAUAUAAUUUGAGUUCUAGUCAAAUCUUCGCUGGUUCAUUGGAUGUUUCAAAGGAAUCGCUGUCCUUAUGGUUUAAUUAUUUUGCUUCUCAACCAAGAGCGGCAUCCCUACUAGUAGAUAAACAUAAUUUACUAGUUGCUACUUUGAAAGAAGCAAUGACGAGAUAUUUGGGAGAUGUUAAAAUUACUUUGCACGCUCCUGAUAAACGGGAUCCAGAAUUUGUAUUUUAUGAUGUUGCAAAAGCAACUUUGAAUGUAUAUAGUGUAAAGCCGGCUGUAUUUGACCUCUUUCUUACAAUCGGCAUAAUUUUGUACCUGGGGAUACUGUACAUAAUUGUGCACAAUUUUCCAUACGUUUAUUCCCUAGCAACAAAACUCUCCGCAAAAAGCAAGACAACUUAAAUUUAUUUCAUAUUUACAAGCAAGGAACUGAGAAUUAUUUAAAUAUUAAUUUUCAGUAAUGUUGAACAAUCGAUCUAUGUUGAAAAGAGCGUUUGCUGUAAUUAGAAAGAGAGAGUGUGUAUGUGUGUGUGAGAAUUUCCUCUGAUAACUUAUAUAAAGUACACAUUGAUUGCGUUCAGAAAACACAAUAGUUGUGCAACAGUUGAGUAAUUCGUCAACAUUAGUCUAAAUUUAGGGGUCUAAUAGUAAAGGCCAAUAAUCAUUGACUGCUCAUUGAUCACUUGUGUUUUCUGAAUGCAAUCGUUGAUGCAUAUGUAGGUAUUUGCGGUUGACAUGAUAUAUCAAACAUACAAAUUCGUUUAUGUAUUUAUUUCACGAAUUGUUAAUUACGUAAUAAUUAAAAAUAUGGUAUACCUUUUUAUAAAGCUCCAUAUUAUUA
This is a messenger RNA of Dinoponera quadriceps, 2167 nucleotides long. RefSeq names its product nicalin-1. The coding region runs from base 61 to 1728 and encodes 555 amino acids. The transcript has 7 exons. Gene Ontology annotation, cellular component: endoplasmic reticulum membrane. The record is from RefSeq and is a predicted model, not a curated record. Gene Ontology annotation, biological process: regulation of signal transduction. NCBI's taxonomy places the organism in Eukaryota, Metazoa, Arthropoda, Insecta, Hymenoptera, Formicidae.